Messenger RNA from Trematosphaeria pertusa, 1782 nucleotides. Its product is annotated as cytochrome P450. The record is from RefSeq and is a predicted model, not a curated record. The coding region runs from base 23 to 1687 and encodes 554 amino acids. Gene Ontology annotation, molecular function: heme binding; monooxygenase activity; iron ion binding. The transcript has 4 exons. NCBI's taxonomy places the organism in Eukaryota, Fungi, Ascomycota, Dothideomycetes, Pleosporales, Trematosphaeriaceae.
CUCGCAACCAACCGUCCCCAAAAUGCUGGAAUACUUCAUCGCUGUUGUUGGCUUGUACUUGGGCUAUAGCUUCAUCUGCUUAGAGCUCAACUACAGGCGAGCUUCGGCCAUGGGCAUCCCGCUUGUGCGCGUGCCUGUUGAUCCAUUGAACAUCCCAUUCCAGGUCUUCGAGCCUCACCUCUUCAAACUCCUUGAUCUAUUCCCCUCGGCUGCGCUGCCUACUUUUGUUCCAUAUUUGCGGCGCGGUUGGUUCUUCAUCGACAAAGCCGACUCUCACCUCCGUUACGGUUCGAUAUUUGCCUGCGUUACGCCCCGCGGAAUUCACGUUCAAGUAUGCGAAUCGGAGGCCAUCCACGACAUUUUUUCCCGGAGGCUGGACUUCAUACGCCCGAGCGAGAACUACAAGCUUCUCGAAGUAUACGGUCCGUGUAUCUCGACAGCCAAUCUGGAAAACUGGCCACGCCACAGGAGAGUUCUCGCCGCGCCCUUCAACGAAAGCAUCAUGAAAUUUGUCUGGCGGGAAUCGCUGACGCAGACAAAGCAAAUGCUCGCGUCGUGGACUACGCCCACCAGUUUGGCCGACGGUAUCGUAAGCGUUGCAAAAGAUACACGCACACUCUCCUUGAACGUGCUCGCGGCGACCGGGUUCGGUCGCUCGUUCAGCUUCCGUUCCGCAAGUAGCAAAGAUGCCGAAACCGACACAGCAUCCUCAUACCGCGAUGCGCUGUCCAUGGUGUUGGAUAAUGCCAUCUUGCUCAUGCUAAUCCCACGUCGGUACCUAUCCCUUCCAUUUGUUCCAAAGGCUUUGCGGCAAGUCGGCAAGGCCGCAGACGAGUUCAAACAUCAUAUGGAGCGGAUGCUGGAAGAGGAGACGGCAGCGUUAAAAAAAGGAAAUUCAGGAGCAGGGAGUCUAAUGACUUCCUUAGUUAAGGCGUCGAAUACCUACGCCACGAGCAAUAAAGACUCCAAGAGCGCUAAAGGCCUAUCAGUCGAAGAGAUCUUCGGCAACAUUUUCGUUAUUAAUUUCGCCGGCCAUGACACGACGGCCAACACCCUUGCGUUUGCCGCAUUUCUGCUCGCGACAGCCCCAGAAGUCCAGACUUGGGUCGCCGAAGAGGCGCGAAAGAUAACCGCGGACGUAGACGAGUGGGACUAUGGUCAGCUGUUUCCACGGCUUAUCCGUUGCUGCGCGGUCCUGCAUGAGACACUCCGUCUUUACCCACCCAUCCUAUCGCUCCCGAAGCACACGAGCUCCCAGCCUCAGACUCUCGUCAUAGAAAACCGAUCGAUCGUCAUCCCCGCGAACACAAGCACGAGCCCCAGCAUCAUUGCCGUACACACACACCCUCGAUACUGGCCCGAUCCGCUGCAAUGGAACCCUCAACGAUGGGUGAUCACAAACGACGAUCUACAGGAGUCUCUGAUAACACCGCCACGGGACACGUUCUUCCCGUGGUCCGAUGGGGGGCAGAACUGCCCAGGUUUAAAGUUCUCACAGGUCGAGUUUGUCGCUGUGCUGGCGCUGCUUAUGCGGAAGCAUCGGUUAAGCAUUGUAAGGAAGAAUGGAGAGACUGAAGCGCAGGCGAGGGAGAGGGUGAAGUGGGUAAUCAACGACUGUGAUAUGCAGCUUUUGCUACGAAUGAGGGAUUCUGACAGGGUGAGGCUGAGGUGUGAGCCUGGAGCUUAGUAGCGGUAGUCGGUGUCCGGGCUAUGGGGGCCCAUUCCGGCCUCUGUGUUCUAUUUGCUGGCAACUAUGGUACUGGCCACCGCCCGUCGUCGCUC